Molecule: messenger RNA, 1647 nt
Organism: Seriola aureovittata
Lineage: Eukaryota; Metazoa; Chordata; Actinopteri; Carangiformes; Carangidae
Exons: 3
Coding region: 203-1057 (284 amino acids)
Biological process (GO): regulation of transcription by RNA polymerase II
Cellular component (GO): transcription regulator complex; nucleus
Molecular function (GO): DNA binding
Source: RefSeq, a predicted model, not a curated record
AGUGCGGUGACGUCUGGUCCGCCUCUGCACCUGACCGGGUGACUGCUCCUCUCUGUGAGCCUCUCCCAGCCUACAUGAGUUUGAGAGCAUCGCUGGGGGCCAUCCAUACUGACAGGCUGCAGGGGGGAAGUCUGAUUUGAGAGCACAGCGGUAAUGGAGGCCAGUACACAUGUCGUGCGCCCCCCUGUGACAAAAGACUACAAUGGUACCGGUGAACGGCAGAGCGACACAGCGCGGCAGACAGCUCGCCACUCGCGAUAACUCGCGUUGCGUUGAAGCAGCAGCUGGGCGGAAAAGGCGGGAGAAGACUGCCGCUUCCGCGUCCGCGCAGCACAGACACAACGCUGAGGAGUGUAAAAGAAAAUGGAAGAACAUGAGAGACCGGUACUUGAAGGAAGUCCGAAUGGAGAUCAAAAGCAAGAAGCAAGGGGAGAUCGUACAGAGUAGAUGGAAAUACAGACAACUUAUGAAUUUUAUCGCACCCUUCACUGGAUCAAGAAGUGGGGUGGCAGACAUCUGCAGCAACAAUGAUGAAGACCACGACAAUCCUGACAAUGAAUCUGGCAGUGCGGAGGGAGAAACUGCAUCAUCUGAGGCAGUCAAAACGCCACAGUCCAUCAUGAAAGCCCCUGUAAGUCAACCCGACCUCAAACCUCAAGUAGCAUUUGUGACACAGCUUCCUUCGAUGUCUCAAGACACACAGAUGGCGCAGCUGGCUGUUAUGGCCAAGCUACCAUCAAGCCCACAGAUCACCCCUGUCAGCAAAACUGGACGGAAACGGCGCCUGCUGCAAGAGUCACUUUCCCCACCUUCUUCUCAAAGUACAACAUCCCCUACAAAAUGGCUGGUCAAAGACAAUGGCACCUCAUUUCCCUCCAGGCCACGGGAUGAAGAUGAACUGUUUCUGCUGAGCUUUGUCCCCGCUCUGAAACGACUUGCUCCACAGAAAAGGUGCGAGACAAAAAUAAAGAUCCAGCAGAUCAUGUAUGAAGCAGAGUUCAACGUUGCACAGUCAGAAUCCCAAGAGAAACAGACAGAGCCAGAAACACAGGACUAAGCCAAACAGACUUUUUUUGUACUUUAUUCUCUUUUCUAUAAAUCUCUUCCAUAAAAUGGCCAAAAUAUCUAUUUUUCUUCUUUUUUUUUUUUUUACAGCACAAAGUGGUUGAAGUACAUCCUUUUUUCAUGUGAAAUAAUUAAGAAUCAAAAACAACAAAACUAUUUCUCAACAGAUCUCAGUAUUGUGCAAGUCAUUUAAAUUUUUCACACCACUUUGGUUUGGUGUGUCUUUAUUUGCAUAUUAAUUGGACAAGUAAGGCCUAUGCGAGAAUGAAGCCAUAAUAGAUUUACAGCUUUAUAGGAAAACAAACAGAUGAUGAUUAACAUCUUUACUUACAUAACUUUACCAUCAAUAGAGUGAAUUCACAUUUAGAGAAAUGGUUUCAUGUUUAUCAACCAAUCUCCAUUUUAACUCUGUAAUACAGUAUUUUACAUUUAAGUACAGCGACAUAUGAUAAACUGAACAAAAUAAGAUGUUGCAAUUUGAAGAGGAACACUGUUUCAUAAAUUAAUCUUUCAGCUGCUUAUACAAUAUGCAUCAAUACAGUUCUUUUAAAAAUAUUUUUAAAAUAAAGAGACAAUGUCUGA